UUUGGCACCCUUGGCCUUCCUUACUCGGUCAGUAGGGACCGGGCUAAGCUAGCUGCUGGUUGCCGGAUAGCUUGCACCAGAAGCGCACAGAAAGCAAGACGAUGGCGGGUGUACAUCCCCAGGACGACCUGCUGAAAAUGACACACAGAGAAAACUGGAAGGUGCAACACGAGCACCUGCACAUGAAGCACAGAGGACAUGAGGCCAUGCACGCAGAGAUGGUGCUGAUCCUCAUCGCCACGCUGGUGGUGGCUCAGAUAGUCCUGGUGCAGUGGAAGCAGAGGCACCACCGCUCCUACAAUCUGGUGACUCUGGUCCAGAUGUGGGUGGUUCCUCUUUACUUCACCAUCAAACUGUACUGGUGGCGUUUUCUGUCCAUGUGGGGGAUGUUCUCCGUCAUCACUAGCUACGUCAUCUUCAGAGCCACCCGCAAGCCGCUGUCCUGCAGGACGCCGAGGAUGGUCUACAAGUGGUUUCUGCUCAUCUACAAGCUGAGUUAUGCAGUCGGGGUUCUGGGCUACAUGGCCAUCAUGUUCACCAUGUUCGGCUUCAACGUCUUCUUCAGUCCAGAUCUGGUGACUCUGGUCCAGAUGUGGGUGGUUCCUCUUUACUUCACCAUCAAACUGUACUGGUGGCGUUUUCUGUCCAUGUGGGGGAUGUUCUCCGUCAUCACUAGCUACGUCAUCUUCAGAGCCACCCGCAAGCCGCUGUCCUGCAGGACGCCGAGGAUGGUCUACAAGUGGUUUCUGCUCAUCUACAAGCUGAGUUAUGCAGUCGGGGUUCUGGGCUACAUGGCCAUCAUGUUCACCAUGUUCGGCUUCAACGUCUUCUUCAGUCCAGAUGUUGCUCUUUCGGCCUUAACUCGAUCCUCAACCAAUAGGUUCCACGAGUUCUGCAUCCGUGGCUGGUGCAUUGUGGGUAAAAAGCAGACGUGUCCUUACUGCAAUGAGAAGGUUGACUUGAAGAGGAUGAUGAACAACCCCUGGGAGAAGACGCAUGUCCUUUACGGGCAGCUUCUCGACUGGCUCAGAUAUUUGGUUGCUUGGCAACCCAUCAUCAUUGGUAUCGUUCACGGCAUUAAUUUCUCCCUGGGCCUCGAGUGAAGCCCAGAGGAACACCGCCGUAAGUACGGCUGGAGUCGAGUUACACUCAGGACACGUGUGGUAGCAAACUGUCACAGUAGGCGCUACAAGGAACCGAAUGCAGCUGCUUUCAAAGUCUUUUGUUUCGUGUUCUCGGACUAAACUCUCGCACGGUUUACUGCAGAGUAAACGGAAAGCGUCAGAGUCUCAACACGACCUCAAACUUGCUGCCAACCCAAACAGAGUGAUUGGAGCGCAGAGCCAGUAUUUUGACAGAUCAAUCUAGUUUGGUCUGGAAGUGUUGCUGUCAUGUAUGCUGUUUCUGUUGAGCUGAAAGAUGCUUUACUUUGUUCUGUCUUACAGAUUUUUGUGUUUAAUUUGCACACUCCCCUAUUUUUUUGUUUCUUCUUUUUGUUUUUUUAAUAAAACAUUUCUCUUUCUCAUUAGACUUUAUCUGUAUUGGAUUGUUGCAGCUCUUUGCACAUUGCUUAUAAUAAGGACAGCUCUGGGUAACAUUUGGACACAUUGAUUAAUUGUAACAUGACAGUAUUUGACUGUGCCAAUGCAAAUUACUGAAGUACGCUGUGUACUAUGUGUAAUGUUGAUUCUUUUUGUUAUGCUGAACUGUGGUAGAAAUGAAAGAAUACGUCUCCCACAGCAUUGAUAAAACGCAAAGGUCCGGUGUGACUCUCGGUAGCAAUUUGUUGCACAGUUUUCAUAGAAUUCAUAAGGUGUUGUAAUUUAUCCUGCCAUGUUAAUGAAAGUGAAAAUAAAUCUGCUCUUAUGCACUAGCUCUCUGGCAUAUUUGAUCAUGUGAAUGUCAUUUCAAGUUUAAAUGGGUCUUAACAGCUGUUAGACUUGUAAUAACUGAAUCAUGAUGAGUACAUGUUUAUCAAAGUCACAGUUCAGGUUUGAUGAAAAAUAGUUUUCCCUUAACUGUGCAGCCACAGUCGGAUGACAUCAAUCACUCUGAAUUCUCAGCCUGGAUUUAUGACAUGGUCUUCUGGUUGUUUCAUGCCUCUAUAGUCACAAAGUGCACACUUAAAUGUUGAGAUUUCUAUCAUGCUUUCACCUAAUGUUACUCUUGUUGUGAUAAAAAUCACCUUAGAGCUUAUUGUGUCCACCAGGUUCUCUUCUAGUGAGGCCCAUUAUAAACGGUUUCCAAAUUUGAGCUGAAAAUCUGAAGAAUAGGAUCCCUUUCCUGCAGCCAUGUCCAUAUAAAUAUCUCCAGGAUCAUGAAAAAUUAGUAUGUGGUCCAGCUAUAUAAUAUGAAUUGCACUGGCACAUUCAAAAUAUCCUACUUUUUUUUUUCUAGAUAAACAUUGCCACACAAACUACUUUAUAUUAUAUAUUUGUUUACUUGGAGCGGUGAUACUGUUUCCAUCAACCACCAGUUCACCUGUAAAACCAACUGAAAAGUUGGUUUCUUGGAUUCAGGAUUUUCAUAUUAAAGAAAGAUUUUGGUUAUUG
This is a messenger RNA of Neolamprologus brichardi, 2552 nucleotides long. NCBI's taxonomy places the organism in Eukaryota, Metazoa, Chordata, Actinopteri, Cichliformes, Cichlidae. The record is from RefSeq and is a predicted model, not a curated record.